GCCGAGCCUAACCUAUGAUGCGAUUGAUUGGAUCCGAUCCCAAACGAGUUCGCCAGAUCGGCAGCAACAGCGCCACAUUGCAUCGCUUCUCACAAUUUUAUUGUGAUAAAUGGGACGGAGGGGAGUUACGUUGAGUGCAUCAAAGUAAUUGGCGCGCGCCACUAUAAAUAGUAAACGAAAUGCCGGCAAAAAGUCAGUUUUUUGCAUUCUAAAGCCGUGUCAACAUGUCGCGUAUCGUUCUUCCCCUUGUCCUGUGCCUGGCAAUGGCCGUGCAGGCCGAUUUCCCCAAUGAUCCGAAGCCGUGCAAAUACGGAGACACAGAAUGUUUUGUGAAGUUUUGCAACAGGCUAAUAACGGAGAAGGCAACCGAAGGGGAUGACAGCCUGAACCUGGUCCAGCUGGAUCCUUUGGCGGUGGAUAGGAUGGUCCUCAAGCAGGGCGACGAUAGGAGCCCAGUGAGGAUAGAUCUUACGUUUACGAACAACAAACUGUUUGGCAAUAAGGAUCUGCGCUUCAAAAAGAUCAGAGGAUUCGGCAAGGAAAUCGCCACGAAACACGAAAUGAUAAUGACCUCUAAGGUGUACUCCCUGGUGGGUGAAUACUCCAUCAAGGGCCAGGUCCUGGUCCUGCCCAUAAGCGGCUCCGGCCACAGCAACAUGACGUUGAUUGGAACGGAUUUGAAAGUCAGUUUCAUCGGCAAGCCAGUGGAAAAGAAUGGAGAGAUUUACAUGGAAGCCACCGAUUUGCAGUAUUACUUGAAACCAAAGAGCCAACACUAUCACUUUAGCAACCUCUUUAACGGUGACAAGAUCCUGGGCGACACAAUGAACACAUUCCUCAACGAGAACGGGGCCGCCAUCUUUAGUGAGACGAAGGAGACAAUCGAGAAAGCUUUUGCCGCGUUAUACCAGCCCCUGAUCACGAGAGUUUUCUCCAAGUAUCCAUAUGCCAAGUAUUUUGCCGCGGAAGAGAGUAGCUUGUCGCGACGUAGGAACUGGCCAGGAGAACGAUCAAAACCGACUAUAAAGGUGGGCCAAUUUCAGGGCCAGAGAGACAGUCUUCAAUUACAUUCAACAGCGAUCAUAAUGGAGAGAAAAUUUAGCUUAGUCCUGCUGCUGCUGCCUCUGCUCAGCUGCCUGACUAUAUCCGUCCGCGGGCACGCCUCUGAUCUCCCCGCUGGUAUCCAGAGAUGCGCAAUUAAGGACAAUGAGUGUGUGUUGAAUGGCGUGAAUUUUGUGCUGAAAAACCACGCCCAGAGCGGCAUCAAGGAGCUGGGACUGAUACCAUUGGAUCCACUGCACGUAACCAAGUUCACUAUUGGCCGGAAUCCACACAGUCCGGUCAGUAUUGAUCUGAGCUUCACGGAGGUGGACUUGUUGGGCCUGUCACGGGCCAGAGCCAAGCGAUUGGGGGGAUUCUCUCUUGAUCUUAGCAAUCCAAUUGAGUUUGUGAUGGAGGCACCCGAACUGGCCUUCAAGGGACCUUACUCAGUGGACGGCAAGGUGCUUAUUCUGCCCAUUGUGGGCAAGGGAAGGGCCGAGAUCGUAUUGAAGCACUGCAAAAUCCAUUCUUUGAUCACAUUGAGGCCCAUAUCUAAGGGCGGACAUCACACCUUCGCAGAAGUUACGGACAUCAAGUUGCAGGUCGAUCCCUCGCAUGUUAGCUACAAGUUGGAGGGUCUCUUCCAUGGCCAGAAGGAUCUCAGCGAAAACAUGCACAUUCUGAUCAACGAGAACUGGCAGGAAAUCUUCAGUGAGCUGAAGCCCAGCAUUUCCGAGGCCAUGGGUCUGAUAGUCAAGUCGGUGCUGAACAAAACCUUUGGCAAGACACCCCUAGAGGAGCUAUUCAUAGUGUAGAAUGGAUAGAGCACCCCACCCCUAGUUCAAUUAAUAUUGUUUUUUAGUUCAACUGGUGGAAU
Molecule: messenger RNA, 1918 nt
Organism: Drosophila persimilis
Lineage: Eukaryota; Metazoa; Arthropoda; Insecta; Diptera; Drosophilidae
Exons: 8
Coding region: 225-1856 (543 amino acids)
Source: RefSeq, a predicted model, not a curated record